AAGGGUCUCUCUAUCUAUCUCUCUCUCUCUCUCUCUCUCUCUCGCCUGCUCGCCUGCUCGCCUCGCACAUUCUACAUACAGACCCUGCCUGUUUCCCCCUCCCUCCUCCCUCCCGCCUUCUCUCCUCCCUGUCUGUGUCUCCACCGCUCUCUCCUCUGCCUCCCUCCCUUGUUUUUCUCUAAAGUGGCUGCAGCUCCCCUUCCAUUCACUUCUCUCCCUCCAUUUCUCAAGUGCUACAGGAAUGAGCAGAACCCCCUGAUUCUGAUGACAGUGACAAAGAAAGAGUGAAAGAAAGGAAGGAGGGAAGUACAGAAGAGAGAGGGAGGUGAGAGAAAGAGAGAGAAGAAAGGAAGGGAAGAGAGAGAAAUUGCCAGUGUCGAAAUCGAAGUGUGUGAGAGAAAGAGAGAGCGAGAGGGAGACUGGUUGCAGACUGACUUUCAAACAACUGGGAGAGGAAGCUAAGAGAGAGCUUUACCGUCGCCAUUUCAAUCAUGACUUUGGAGGGGGAGUUUUGAAGUGCCGCUGUUGAGAAAGCCCAACCAUUUGCACUCUGAGGAGGCGGAGGCGUGCUUUUGAACCAAGGUGUUGCCCCACCCAACCCAGCUGAUACCAGAUGGAGGUGGACGCGGUUGAGAAGCGCCAUCGGACGCGUUCCAAAGGGGUUCGAGUUCCGGUGGAGACGGCAGCACAGGAGUUAUUCAGCUGCCCUACUCCAGGAUGUGAUGGAAGUGGACAUGUCAGUGGCAAAUACGCCAGACACCGAAGUGUCUAUGGCUGCCCCCUGGCCAAGAAAAGGAAGACCCAGGAGAAACAGCCUCUGGAGCCUUCCCCCAAGAGGAGGCCCUACUUAACCCCUACCGACCCAGAGCUGAACCCUGCUGCCAUGUUCCCCUCCUAUGAGCCUGAACCCAUGGACGAGGGAGAGGAGAAGGAGCAGGGGGAGGUAGAUGGGGAGAUUCAGGAGGAAGGAGAAGAGGAGGAAGGGGAGGAGGGGGAAGAGGUAGAAGAGAUAGAGGAGGAAGGAUUUUCUGAGGAUAACGGGGAGCUAGGUGAGGAAGAGGAGGAAGGAGAAGAGGCAGAUGAGGAGGAGGAUGAGGUGGAGAUGGAGGUAGCAGGGCCAGUGGAGGUGGAACAGGUGGAGGAAGGGAUAGAGGAAGAUGAGGAAGCAGAUGAUGGGGAUGAUGAAGAGCAAGAGGAAGGGGAGGAGCAAGAGGAAGAGGAACAGGAGGAGGAGGGUGACGAAGAUGAACAUGAGGAGGAAGAAGAGGAGGAGGAGGAAGAAGAGGUCCAGAGUCACCAUGAGCCAGAGAACCGGCACAAAAAUGGCGGACAAUCAAAGCAUCACCCUACGGGACAGAAGGAUAACAUCAACAACAGCGCCCCUGGCCCUAACGUCGGCCCUAAUGGUGAAGAGUAUGAAAACUAUGAUGAGCUGGUGGCCAAGUCCCUUCUCAACCUGGGGAAGAUCGCCGAGGACGCCGCCUACCAGGCCAUGACCGAGUCAGAGAUGAACAGCAACUCCUCCAACAGCGCCGGCGAGGACGAUGAUGACGAUGAUGAUGACGAAGAGGGCAACGAGCGCGGCGGGGGCAGGAAGGGCAAGCUGAGCGUGGAUCUGGACAGCGACGUGGUCAGGGAGACGGUGGAUUCGCUCAAGCUGUUGGCGCAGGGCCACGGCGCUGUGCUCCCCGAUGAUGGCUACCCAGAAGGCGCCGGUUUGGAGGAUGGCAGGCAUCCCAAUGGGCGACCCCACCACCAUGGCGUCAGGGGUCAGGCUGAGGAGAGCGAGGAGGAGGUGUGCCUCAGCAGUCUGGAGUGUCUGAGGAACCAGUGCUUCGACCUGGCCCGCAAGCUGAGCGAGACGUCGCCUUCCGACCGCCUUGGACACCCCGGCCUGCAACACCACCAGGCCCAUCAGAACCACCACCCUAACCAGUCCCAUCACCACCUGCAGCAUCAAACCGUCCACCAUCACCACCAGGCUCAGCACCAGCCUCCGGCUCAAGCCCACCACCUACCCAGGUACGAAAGCUGCCAGGAGGGCCAGCAGCCAGACGAGCGUGGGUCCCUGGAGCGCAGCUACUCAGACAUGGUCAACCUGAUGAAGCUGGAGGAGCAGCUGAGCCCGGCCUCCAGGGGGGGCUACUCGGCCAGCUGCCACCAGGACGGGGACGAGGACACCACAUCGGUGGCCUCGGACCGCUCGGACGAGGCCUUCGACAUGACCAAAGGCAACCUGUCCCUGCUGGAGAAGGCCAUCGCCAUGGAGUCCGAGCGAGCCAAGGUCAUGAGGGACCGCAUGGCCUCGGAGGGACAUCAUAUGGUGGCCCGAAGGGACAAUCAUCAUCACCACCACCACGGCGAGCACAGCCCCAGACAGAGCAGCGGGGCGGAGGAGCGCAAGUCCAGAAUGCACCACGAUGGGUCAAAGAGAGCAUACUACCCUAAAGAUUCUGCAAGAGGGGACAAGAAGGAGAGUAAGUGUCCGACCCCGGGCUGCGAUGGGACAGGCCACGUCACGGGUCUCUACCCCCACCACAGGAGCCUGUCAGGCUGCCCCCACAAGGACAGGGUGCCACCAGAGAUUCUUGCAAUGUAUGAAAAUGUUCUAAAGUGCCCUACUCCUGGCUGCUCGGGGCGUGGCCAUGUCAAUAGCAACAGGAACUCCCACCGCAGUCUCUCGGGGUGCCCCAUCGCUGCUGCAGAGAAGAUGGUUAAAGUCCAGGAGAAGCACAUCCCAUGUGACGGGGGCCCCAAGUCCAACCAGGCUUCAGACCGUGUGCUGAGGCCAAUGUGCUUUGUGAAACAGCUGGAGAUCCCACAGUACGGUUACAAAAAUAACGUCUCCACCAGCACGCCGCGCUCCAACCUGGCCAAGGAGCUGGAGAAGUACUCCAAGACCAGCUUCGACUACGGCCAAGGCUACGACAGCCAGCAACACGUCUACGGUGGGGGGAAGAGAAGCCUGGUCCCCAAGCCCCAAGGACGGGACUUCUCGUCUAAGGCAUAUGAUGCCAAGCGCUACUGUAAGAGCCCAGCCAGCAGCACGACGAGCAGCUACGCUCCCAGCAGCAGCAGUCUGAGCUGCGGAGGGGGAGGGGGCGGCAGCAGCGCCAGCAGCACCUGCAGUAAGAGCAGCUUCGACUACACACACGACAUGGAGGCUGCCCACAUGGCCGCCACGGCCAUCCUCAACCUGUCCACGCGCUGCAGGGAGAUGCCCCACGGCCUGGGAGGCAAGCCCCAGGAUCUCCUCUCCCAGAGUCCUGAUGGGGACGUGGAUGACAACAGUACCCUGGACCUGAGUGUGAGCCGUGGGCAGCCUGGGGGUCCUGAGGGGAGUGGCACGGUGCUGACGCCCCUGCAGCCCAUGUCCCCCCAGCGCCAGGCCCUGCUAAACAGCAGCCGCUGCUACCAGAUGAGUGAGGCCGACUGCUGGGACCUACCAGUGGACUACACCAAGAUCAAGCGCAUCACUGACGACGAUCACAAAGAGUCUUCCUUUUUUUCAUCCCUCCACCAGGUCGAUGACCUGGACCCAUUCCAGGACCUUCUGGAUGAGCAGCACUAUGGAGGGGACGUGACCAUGCCCAGCCCCAAACACAAGUACUCCGUCUGCAAGGAGGGCAAGAAGGAACUCAUCACUCUCUCAAACUGCCAGUUAGCUGACAAAAGCAUCCGCAGUAUGAUGACAACCAAUGCCCAAGACCUCAAGUGUCCCACUCCGGCAUGUGACGGGUCUGGACACAUCACUGGGAACUACGCCUCGCACAGGAGACCUUUCCCCUCUAGUCUGUCAGGCUGUCCACGGGCGAAGAAGAGCGGGAUCAAGAUACUGCACAGCAAGGAGGACAAGGACGACCAGGAGCCAAUUAGGUGUCCAGUCCCAGGCUGUGAUGGACAGGGUCACGUGACGGGGAAGUACGCGUCCCACCGCAGCGCGUCGGGCUGCCCCCUGGCGGCCAAGCGGCAGAAGGAUGGGUAUGUCAACGGCUCCCAGUUUGCAUGGAAGUCCGGGAAGACAGAUGGCAUGUCGUGCCCGACCCCGGGCUGCGAUGGAUCAGGACAUGUCAGCGGGAGCUUCCUGACCCAUCGGAGUCUCUCUGGUUGCCCCCGUGCCACCUCAGCCAUGAAGAAAGCCAGAAUGACUGGGGUAGAAAUGUUAACAAUCAAGCAACGAGCAAGCAAAGGAAUAGAAAAUGACGAGGACAUCAAACAGCUGGAUACAGAAAUCAAAGAUCUAAACGAAUCAAACAAUCAAGUGGAAUCAGACAUGAUUAAACUUAGGACACAAAUCACCACUAUGGAGACUAACCUGAAGUCCAUAGAGGAGGAGAACAAAGUUAUUGAGCAGCAGAAUGAUUCCCUACUGCACGAACUAGCCAACCUCAGCCAGUCUCUCAUCAACAGCUUAGCUAAUAUCCAGCUCCCACAUAUGAAACCGAUGCCACAGAAAGAGGCCCCAGUUAAACAUAGCUGCUGUUUACAGAUGCCCCACAGAGAGCCAAUGAAUGAACACAACUUUGAUAGUUAUGUGAAUACUUUGACAGAUAUGUACACCCAUCAGGACCAAUACCAGAGUCCAGAGAACAAGGCCCUAUUGGAGAACAUCAAACAAGCGGUGCAAGGCAUCCAAGUGUAGUAGCCUAUCUACCUGCGAAAAAGGCACUGUCAGAGGCUAAAUCAAAUGAUGUUAAAGCAACGAAAAAGGGUCAAAAGAGAGAAUGGAUGAGGAUUUUUUUUUGCUGCUGUAAAUUACCAUCAUGUUUCUUUUAUUACACUGUUAUGCUCUGAACUCCAUGGUUAUGGUAUUUUUGCCUUGCUUUAAAAAUAGUUCCCAAUGGCAAAAGUUUAAAAGAACAUACACGUUUUGUACAUUUUCAUAUGACCUAAUAUAACGCGAUGUACUGUUUAUAGCUGCUAAUGUAUGCACAUUUUUGUGUAUAUGUAUUUAUUAAUUGUACGCUUGUUUCAUUCAUUAUUUGAACGCUUAUUGAUAAAAAGGACUAAACUGAGUCCCAUGGGUCGGGAGCCAGAUGAGGGCAAUGUGAGGAGCAAUCAUGUUUAGAUAAGCGUUUUCAUUUUGUGAUUUAAUAGAAUACAAAAAAAGACCUUUGGUGUGAAGAUUGUUUAAUGGAUGUAAAUGUAUCGAUUUUUGUAACAAUGUUUGAAAAAACUCUUUGUCUUCAGUGGUCUGUGUGGAGACUAAUAAUAAUGUCUAUGUUUAAAUAAAGUACGAGAAGAAACUAUGUAUAAAUAUGACAAAUUUCAAACAUCAUGAGACGGAAACUAAGUGGUGCAACUCCCAUCAUCUAGAAUGGACUGUACUUCAUUAAGUUAGAAAUAAAAAGUCUUAGUAAUCUGUGCUGUUAAACUAUUUCCAUUUCAAACACAGAGCGGGAUGACCAAUGGCUAUGGGAAAUGUAGGAGACAAUCUAGCGUGACUAAUUUAUUUUAAUCGUAAAACUUAUUGAAUAGCUAGUAGGACAACUUAUCAGCAAUAUUGGUAUAACAAUGAUUAAAUCACUUGUUUAGAUAUGGGAUGCAAUCUAUAUAGAAAAAAAAGUUUGGGUAUAUGCAAUUUCUUAUAAAUAAAAUUAGCAGAGCUGAUAAAUCUUUUUACUAAAUGUAAAUGUAUUAAGUUUUGUAUAAAUCUUUUAAUACAAUCAUGUUUUCGGGAUUCAUCAUGCGGCGAUCAGUUCCAAAAUGAAAGAUGGAUGAGUUUAUGAGUUUCGUUCUCUCAUGUUCGAUUUUGCACAGGAACACCUUUGUUUUGAUGUUUUUAUUGAAACUUAGAGGUACUUGAAGGGUCAAAUUGAUGGUCAGAAGUUUUCUAGAAAAGUUAUCUUUAUAAAGGCUGAUUGAUGUGCUGGACUUACAGGGUCAAUGUCCCCCAUUUGUCAUAGUAUAUUAUUGCACUUGUUCAGUAGAAAUGUCUUUGCAAUCAUGCAUAGUAUGUGUCUGCGCCACACAACAUGACACGAGCUAAAGAUUGCUUUCUGAUUAUGUCCUAAAAAUGGAUCUAUUGGUAAAAAAGUUUAUUAAUAUCUAUUAUAACAGCAAAGAAUAACGGAAGUGAUAUUGCUAAUAGUGGUCCACGAUUUACUAGCGUUUCUAUGAUUGAUGACAAUUUCAUGAGGAAAUUGCUAUCCCUUUCUAUGAGACACCCUCAAUAAAUGUUUUCAUAAUACUUAAAAACACCAUUAUAAUGCAAUGUGAGUGUCAAUGUCAGCCCCCUAUAAUGCCAUAACCUUUUAAUCAUCAGCCAACUGCAACAAAUCUACCCUUACAUAGUAUUUACUUAUUAAUAAUUACAUUUCCUAUACAAAUUGGCAUAACCAUGUGACAUGCACUUACAUUUACAUUUACAUUUAAGUCAUUUAGCAGACGCUCUUAAGAUGACUCUACUAAUGGAUUAUAAAUGUGUUCUUUAAUACAGUUUAUUGUGCAUGCACAUCAUGGGGAGUUUGUCCCAAUUAUAUCAAUACAUAGAGAUCAUUAUUUGAAUUUAAACAACUGUAUAUGGCUCUAAGACGUACUGUCCUUGGAAGUAGCCUAGAGUGUGAAGUCCAGGACUGCAUUUAGACAGGCGGUCCAAUUCUGAUAUUUUUUCAAGUAAUUGGUCUUUUGUACCAAUCACAUAGAUCUUUUCACGUCAGAUCUUUUCGGGAACUGAUCUGAUUGGUCAAACGACAAAUUAGUGAAAGAAAUAUCAGAAUUGGGCUACCUGUCUAAAUGCAGCCGCCAGACUUAGGGCUGAGUGAGUCAAGUUCAAUUCAGACAUCCCUUCUAGAUAGUCAACAUGAGGGUGCUAUAGGCUUAGCUAGUCAUUGACCUGAUCUCACACUUCAAAGCAUCUCUUUGGACCUCCUACUAGACUUGAGGUCCACAUUCCAUAUGACUCCAUAUGCCUGUGUCUAAAGCUUUGUGUCUGCAGCUUUUUGCCAAUAAAGUAACGCUAUAGAUAGAUCGACAGCUUGUACUAUUUUCUUUAGUCAAUUAUUCUUACUGAUACAAAGGAAAUGGGAAUUUUAAGCACAAAUGUCCUACUCACCAACAGUCAGUACAUAUUGUAAUAACAAAUGUAAAAGGUUAUCUGUGAUUAUUUACAUAGAGAACACUAACAUGUCACAUGCUAGAGUGCAGAAGAAUUUUCAUAUGAAUAUUUGUGAAUUGAUCAAUCGAUUAAACUGCUACAAUUACGAUUUAUUUUGAGUAAUGCUUUGAUGAAAGGAUUUUAUACAACAUUAAUUUCCUUCUAUCCUUUCCCUGUCCCCUCUCUCCCUCUUGCAAACUUUCCAACUUAAUUUUGGUACCACAUGGCAUGAUUUUUGUUGAUCUUUAAUUUUGUAUGUUUAAGAUCACAAGUUGCUGUGAUAUUUCAUUUGAAAUUGUGAAGUUUGUACGAUUUUUAUCACGCUGGUGUUGACAUCUCUUACUCUGAAUAAAACUUGUGUUGCAACACUAA
Messenger RNA from Salvelinus fontinalis (brook trout), 7468 nucleotides. RefSeq names its product myelin transcription factor 1-like, a (gene myt1la). Gene Ontology annotation, biological process: regulation of transcription by RNA polymerase II. Gene Ontology annotation, molecular function: zinc ion binding; DNA-binding transcription factor activity, RNA polymerase II-specific; RNA polymerase II cis-regulatory region sequence-specific DNA binding. The transcript has 23 exons. Bases 614 to 4642 code for a protein of 1342 amino acids. Gene Ontology annotation, cellular component: nucleus. NCBI's taxonomy places the organism in Eukaryota, Metazoa, Chordata, Actinopteri, Salmoniformes, Salmonidae. The record is from RefSeq and is a predicted model, not a curated record.